AUGUCACGAAUUGCUACACAGCGACUUUUCGCGGCAUCGCCGUGCUUGCGGGUUGCGACAUCUGCGCAAGCCACCUAUCGCCCCCUCUACCUCCACGCGCGACACUCGAGCUCCCUGCCCACUGUUGCGCAGCUGGACUUCUGGAAGUCCCUUAUUCCGAAGCCGUUUCGGCCCGAGGAGAAGCUUCGCGAUGAUCCCAUGAUCAAGCGCGUUAAGCCGAAGAGGAAGAAGGAGUGGAACCCGGCGACCUUCUACAUCGUCAUCUUCCUGCUGAUCGGCUCCAUGUCCAUCAACAUGCUGUCGACGAAGCAGGCGUUUGAGGCCUUCUCGCGCCAAGCAGACGUGCGCAUCAGCGUGUUGAGGGAGGUGGUCGAGAAGCUGCAGAGGGGCGAGGCGGUUGACGUGGAAAAGGCAUUGGGCACCGGCGACCCUCAGAAGGAGCUGGAGUGGGAGGAGAUGUUGAAGGAAAUCGAGCGCGAGGACUUAUCCCGGCAGAAGAAGCAGGAAAAGGCACGGCAGGCGGAAGUCGCAGGGAAGAGCAAGGCCGAAUCGAUCACGGAGCGGCAACCGGCGGCGGCGGCGGCGGCGGCGCCAGAGGCUGUCAAGACGCCGGCACGGGGCAUGUCGAGCUUUUUCUAG
Molecule: messenger RNA, 639 nt
Organism: Colletotrichum higginsianum IMI 349063
Lineage: Eukaryota; Fungi; Ascomycota; Sordariomycetes; Glomerellales; Glomerellaceae
Exons: 2
Coding region: 1-639 (212 amino acids)
Source: RefSeq, a predicted model, not a curated record